AGAUGGAAGUUCACACGCACGGCUCCACGCUGCUGUGACUGGAGCAGAGCGUGGACUUCUCUCUACUAACCAGAGCUCGUCUGGCUUUAACUCACUUAAAACAUCGAAAUCUUCUAGUGAGCUUCUUCUACAUCAGGACUGCAUGCUAUUUGGCCUAGAUAGCGAUAUCUGAGAUCGCAUAUAUUUAAUCCGCAUUCGGGAAAACAUAGUCUUGAGCAGCGUGGUUUUCACGUGGGAACUUCGGCGAACAGGGAAAACAUACGUGCAACUGGUCAACCAGUUCGGUUCACAUACUUUUAAGCGCUAGAUAUUCGCCGAGAUUCUUUUGGGGUUUAGAAAUACUAACAGUCAUGUUGCUGAAAAUGGCAUCUUUAGUAUUGGAGGACGGGACAACAUUUAAAGGCCGUCUGUUCGGUGCCGUAUCCUCAGUGUCUGGUGAAGUUGUUUUCCAGACAGGAAUGGUGGGUUAUCCAGAGGCUCUCACAGAUCCCUCUUACAAGUCUCAAAUGCUAACUCUGACAUAUCCGCUGAUUGGCAAUUACGGUGUUCCUGAAGAUGAAGAUGGAGAGUUCGGACUCAGCAAGUGGUUUGAAUCUUCCAAAAUUCAUGCCGCUGCUCUUAUUGUUGGGGAGCUCUCUGAGAAUCCCAGCCACUGGAGCUCCGCCAAGUCUCUGGAUCAGUGGCUCCGAGAGCAAGGCAUCCCUGGGCUUGAAGGGGUUGACACUCGAAGCUUGACCAAAAAGAUCAGAGAAAAGGGAACCAUGUUAGGGAAACUUGUGGUGGAAGGAACUUCAGCCAAUGACAUACCCUUUGACAAUCCAGACACCCGGAAUCUUGUUAAAGAGGUUUCCAUGAAAGAAACAAAAGUUUUUAAUCCAGAGGGCACAGUGAGAAUCACUGCCAUAGACUGUGGCAUCAAGUACAACCAGAUCCGUUGCCUUUGCCAGAGAGGAGCCCGGGUCACUGUUGUCCCCUGGGAUUAUCCUCUAGAUAGCAAUGAUUUUGAUGGGUUGUUCAUCAGCAAUGGUCCUGGCAAUCCUGAGUACUGCAAGGAGACUGUAGAGAGUAUACGGAAGGUGGCAUGUGUGGAGAAUCCCAAACCUGUCUUUGGGAUUUGUCUGGGCCAUCAGCUUCUAUCUUUGGUCAUUGGUGCAAAGACAUACAAAAUGAAGUAUGGUAAUCGUGGCCAUAACCAACCCUGCAUCCAUAAAGGAACAAAUCGCUGUUUCAUCACCUCUCAGAAUCAUGGGUUUGCUGUAGAUCCCAAAACUCUUCCAGAAGGCUGGGAUGUUCUCUUCACCAACGCCAAUGACAAAACCAGUGAGGGCAUCGUUCACAACCACAAACCACUCUUCAGUGUCCAGUUCCAUCCUGAACACAUGGCAGGCCCAACAGACCUUGUUGGUCUCUUUGAUGUGUUUCUGGAUGCUGUCAAAGAUGCUAAAGAGGGCAAAUCUGAAAAAUCAGUUAAGCAAAGACUAACAGAGCACCUCACUUUCCCUGGAUCUCCUGACCCUGAAGCGUUUGUUCGACCUCGUAAAGUUUUGGUUCUAGGUUCAGGAGGGCUUUCCAUUGGACAGGCUGGAGAGUUUGACUAUUCUGGAUCUCAGGCUAUAAAAGCACUGAAAGAAGAGAACAUCCAAACCGUUCUCAUCAACCCGAACAUUGCCACAGUACAGACCUCAAAGGGCCUGGCAGAUAAAGUCUACUUCCUCCCAAUCACACCAGAGUAUGUCACACAGGUGAUAAAGAACGAGCGUCCAGAUGGGGUGUUGCUCACAUUCGGUGGUCAGACGGCCCUGAAUUGUGGUGUGGAGCUCACUAAGCAAGGAGUGCUGGAAAAAUACAAAGUGCGUGUGCUUGGAACACCAGUGGCCUCCAUAGAGAUGACUGAAGACAGAAAGAUCUUUGUGGAGAAGAUGGAGGAAAUCAAUGAACAUGUUGCCCCCAGUGAAGCAGCCAUGUCUGUUGAACAGGCAGUGGCUGCUGCUGAAAGACUCGGCUUUCCCGUUCUGGUCCGGUCUGCAUUUGCCCUGGGUGGAUUGGGUUCAGGCUUUGCUAAUAACCGGGAGGAGAUGAUCACAUUGGUCACCCAGGCCUUUGCCCACACAUCACAAGUCCUGGUUGACAAAUCACUUAAAGGCUGGAAGGAAAUCGAGUAUGAAGUGGUGCGAGACGCCUAUGACAAUUGUGUUACGGUUUGUAACAUGGAGAACAUUGAUCCUCUAGGAAUCCACACUGGGGAGUCUAUAGUGGUGGCUCCUAGUCAGACAUUGAAUGACUAUGAAUACAAUAUGCUGAGAAACACGGCCAUCAAAGUUAUUCGCCACUUGGGCGUUGUGGGAGAGUGCAACAUUCAGUAUGCUCUAAAUCCUGAAUCUGAGCAGUACUACAUCAUUGAAGUCAACGCUCGUCUCUCACGAAGCUCUGCAUUGGCCAGUAAGGCCACAGGUUACCCGCUGGCCUACGUGGCCGCUAAGCUCGGCUUGGGAAUCCCUCUGCCCAUGCUCAAGAAUUCAGUGACUAAUUCCACAACAGCCAACUUUGAGCCCAGUCUGGAUUACUGUGUGGUGAAGGUUCCUCGUUGGGAUUUGAGCAAGUUCCUCAGAGUCAGCACUAAAAUUGGCAGUUCCAUGAAGAGUGUCGGAGAAGUGAUGGCCAUUGGCCGCUGCUUUGAAGAGGCCUUCCAGAAAGCUUUGAGAAUGGUGGAUGAGAACUGCGUUGGUUUCGACCACACCAUCAAACCAGCGUCUGAAGAGGAGCUGCAGACACCCACAGACAAGCGCAUCUUUGUUCUGGCAGCUGCCCUGCAUGUGGGCUACACUGUUGAGCGGCUUUAUGAGCUGACCAAGAUAGACCACUGGUUUCUACACAAGAUGAAGAACAUUGCAAACCACAAGAAACUUCUAGAGGCAUAUAAUCAGGAUGAGAGUUCCAUGCCACCUGAGGUCAUGAGGAAAGCCAAGCAGCUGGGCUUCUCCGACAAACAAAUCGCCCAAGCUGUGCAAAGCACUGAGCUGGCCGUGAGGAAGCUGAGACGUGACUGGAAGAUCCUUCCAGUGGUCAAACAGAUUGACACAGUGGCCGCCGAGUGGCCUGCUCACACCAACUAUCUGUACCUGACCUAUAACGGCUCAGAAAGUGAUGUGGUUUUCGAGCAGCCCCAUGUCAUGGUGAUCGGCUCUGGGGUUUACCGCAUUGGAAGCAGCGUGGAGUUUGAUUGGUGCGCUGUUGGGUGUAUUAUGGAGCUGAGGAAGAUGGGAUACAAAACAAUUAUGGUGAACUACAACCCAGAAACGGUCAGCACAGAUUAUGAUAUGUGCGAUAGACUGUAUUUUGAUGAGAUCUCGUUUGAGGUGGUGAUGGACAUUUAUGAGAUGGAGAACCCAGAGGGAAUAAUUCUGUCCAUGGGUGGACAGCUGCCCAACAACAUCGCCAUGUCUUUGCAUAGACAGCAGUGCAGGAUUCUGGGCACCUCACCUGAAUUCAUUGACUCUGCGGAGAACCGCUUCAAAUUCUCCAGGAUGCUGGACACCAUAGGAAUCAGCCAGCCCCGAUGGAAAGAGCUGUCUGAUAUUGAGUCUGCUGUGGGUUUCUGUGAGAUGGUCGGUUAUCCCUGCUUAGUGAGGCCGUCGUAUGUUCUCAGUGGGGCUGCUAUGAAUGUUGCCUACUUGGACAGUGAUCUGGAAAAGUACCUGAGCAGUGCUGUUGCUGUGUCAAAGGAACAUCCUGUUGUUAUCUCCAAAUUCAUUCAGGAGGCCAAGGAAAUAGAUGUGGAUGCUGUGGCCUGUGACGGAGUGGUCAUUGCCAUAGCGGUGUCUGAGCAUGUGGAGAACGCAGGGGUGCAUUCUGGAGAUGCCACACUGGUGACUCCUCCUCAAGACAUCAACCAGAAAACCAUGGAGCGCAUUAAGUUGAUCGUUCACGCGAUCGGCCUGGAGCUUCAGGUCACCGGCCCCUUCAACCUGCAGCUCAUUGCCAAGGAUGAUCAGCUGAAGGUGAUAGAAUGCAACGUGCGAGUCUCACGCUCCUUCCCUUUUGUGUCCAAAACACUUGGUGUGGAUCUUGUUGCCCUAGCAACAAGAGUCAUAUUGGGAGAGGAAGUUGAGACUGUCGGGCUGAUGAAGGGGAAUGGCAUCGUGGGGGUUAAGGUUCCACAAUUCUCCUUCUCACGGCUGGCUGGAGCAGAUGUGAUUUUAGGUGUUGAGAUGACCAGCACUGGAGAAGUGGCCUGUUUCGGGGAAAACCGAUAUGAGGCCUAUCUAAAAGCCAUGCUCAGCACUGGCUUCAAAAUCCCUAAAAAGAAUAUUCUCCUCACUAUUGGUACUUAUAAGAAUAAGAGCGAGCUUCUGCCAACAGUCCAGACUUUGGAGAGUUUGGGUUAUAACCUGUAUGCCAGUCUAGGCACCGCUGACUUCUACACUGAACAUGGAGUCAAGGUGAUGGCAGUGGACUGGCCUUUUGAAGAGGAGAGUGACUGCCCUAGUAAGGACAAACAAAGGAACAUCAUGGACUAUCUGGAGGAGAAUCAUUUUGACUUGGUCGUCAAUUUGUCCAUGAGGAACUCUGGUGGAAGACGCUUGUCAUCGUUUGUGACCAAAGGUUACCGCACUCGUCGAAUGGCCAUUGACUACUCCGUACCACUCAUCACUGACAUCAAGUGCACCAAGUUGUUUGUUCAGGCGCUGGGGCAAAUUGGUCAGGCUCCUCAUGUAAAGACUCAUAUAGACAGCAUGACCUCGCAGAAACUCAUCCGUUUACCUGGUUUGAUUGAUGUCCAUGUGCAUCUGCGGGAGCCUGGUGCCACCUAUAAAGAGGACUUCUCCUCGGGCACAGCUGCUGCCCUGGCUGGAGGAGUCACUAUGGUGUGUGCCAUGCCCAAUACCAACCCUGCCAUUAUUGACCCCAGCUCCUUUGCUAUGGCACAGAAGCUUGCCAAGGCCGGGUGCCGCUGUGAUUAUGCUCUUUUUGUGGGGGCGUCAUCAGACAACGCUACGCAUCUUCCGUCCAUUGCAAGCUCUACAGCUGGUUUGAAGAUGUAUUUGAAUGACACAUACUCAACUUUGAAAAUGGACAAUGUUUCUCUGUGGAUGGAGCACUUUGAAAAGUGGCCAAAGCACUUGCCUAUUGUGGCACAUGCAGAAAAACAGACGGUGGCUGCAAUCUUGAUGGUGGCGCAGCUGUAUCAGCGACCCGUUCAUAUCUGCCAUGUUGCCAAGAAAGAAGAGAUUCUGAUCAUUCGAGCUGCUAAACAAAAGGGCAUCCAGGUAACGUGUGAAGUGGCACCCCACCAUCUCUUCCUGUGUGAAGAUAAUGUGCUUGCCAUUGGAAACGGCAGGGCGCAAGUGCGGCCCAUGCUUGGUACACGUGAGGACAUGGAGGCAUUGUGGGAAAAUCUAGACAUCAUUGACUGUUUUGCAACAGACCACGCACCUCAUUCAGUAGAGGAGAAAAACUCUGAGAAACCACCUCCAGGUUACCCGGGUCUGGAGACUAUGCUGCCUCUGCUGCUCACGGCCGUCAGCGAGGGUCGCCUUACCAUUGAUGACAUCAUCAACAGGCUCUAUGAAAACCCCAGGAAAAUUUUCUCUCUUCCUGCUCAAGAAGACACUUAUGUAGAGGUGGACUUGGAGCAAGAGUGGACUAUUCCGAAGCACAUGCAAUUCACCAAGUCAAAGUGGACACCAUUUGAGGGCAUGAAAGUGAAAGGAAAAGUAAUGAGGGUGGUCCUCAGAGGAGAGGUGGCCUAUAUUGAUGGACAGGUUUUGGUACCUCCAGGUUAUGGUCAGGAUGUGAAGUCAUGGUCAACACCCCCGGCAGGAACAGCCGAGGUGAUAAAGGAUGUUCCUAAGCGUGUGAGUGAGGCAGUGACUCCUGAGCGCCCCCGUCAGGCAGCACCUGUUGAUGUGGUCCGUAGCCGUGCCCCGAGUCCACGCCGUUCAACUGGGGAUGGACGCUUCAUUCUCCCGCCUCGUAUCCACUGCACAUCUGAUCCUGGUCUGCCUCCAGCUGAAGAGGAGGUGUCAUUAAGAGCACCGUAUGAUGCAGAAUUGGCUCCCCCAAUGGAUGCAUAUGCACACCCUCCUCCCCUUGCCAGGAUCCUGUCACCUCAAGCUGGGCAGCAGCAGAUCCUGCCCCACCCCCAGACCUCCCCACUGCUGCACCCGCUGGUGGGCCAGCACGUCCUGUCCGUGCGCCAGUUCAGCAAGGAACAGAUGUCACACUUGUUCAAUGUGGCACAUACUCUUCGUCUGAUGGUGCAGAAAGAAAGACCCUUGGAUAUUUUGAAGGGUAAAGUCAUGGCCUCCAUGUUCUACGAGGUGAGCACUCGCACCAGCAGUUCGUUCGCAGCAGCUAUGUACCGUCUGGGAGGGUCGGUGGUGCAUUUCAGUGAGUCCACGUCCUCCACACAGAAGGGCGAGUCUCUGGCUGAUUCUGUUCACACCAUGAGCUGCUACACUGAUGUCAUUGUUCUGCGCCACCCCAUACCUGGAGCUGUAGAAAGUGCAGCAAGGCAUUGUCGGCGGCCAGUGAUCAACGCUGGUGAUGGGGUUGGAGAACAUCCAACUCAGGCCCUUCUGGACAUCUUUACAAUCCGAGAGGAGCUGGGAACAGUCAAUGGCAUGACUAUUACCAUGGUAGGCGAUCUGAAACAUGGCCGCACUGUGCAUUCUCUGGCUAGACUUCUCACUCAGUACAGGAUCACCUUGCGCUACGUGGCUCCCAAGAACCUCAGCAUGCCUGCCGAAAUCAUCGAUUUUGUGGCCUCCAAAGGCAUUAAACAGGAGGAGUUUAACAGCAUUGAAGAGGCUCUUCCAGAGACUGAUGUUCUGUACAUGACCAGAAUACAGAAGGAGCGAUUUGCCUCUGAAGAAGAGUACAAAGCGUGUUUCGGCCAGUUCAUCCUCACCCCACAUAUCAUGACGGGAGCCAAAAGGAAGAUGGUUGUUAUGCAUCCACUUCCCAGAGUCAAUGAGAUCAGUGUGGAAGUGGACACGGAUCCUCGGGCUGCUUACUUCCGGCAGGCUGAGAACGGGAUGUAUAUUCGGAUGGCACUGCUGGCUACCGUGCUGGGUCGGUGAAGGGACCAUCAGUCUAUUCCUGGACAUUUGGCAGUAAAGGGAAAUAUUUUGUUAGCAAAAUACUGAUUCCAUGACUGGUGUUUAUUGUGUACUCUCCAUAUAGAUCCAGUAGAUUUUGUGAGAUUAAGUACCCAGAUUUAAUGUUCCUUUCAGUACUGACUGCAAUAAAAUUACAUUGAGUAUUUGAUUCAAAACACGCACAUUAAAGCAGCCACAGUGCAGUAAACUAGUUUCAUCCUAAAUAUCUGAGAUAAUUACACUUAAUGUAGCACUUGAAAAUAGCAGAUUGCUCAGUUUCUUCAUUUCACUUUAAAAUCAGGAAAAUUUAGCAAACAGUUAUAAAAAUAAACAAUUGUUCUACUACAUCACUAACUGGUAUAGUUUUAAUGUAAUUGUGUUGUGUUUUUUUUUUUUUGGUUUGUUGUUUUUGGGUUGUGCAUUUACAACAAUAUAGACAAAAAAUGUACAUGUGAUCAUGUUCAUUUGGACAUUCCAGUAGGGGACCAGACUUCUGUAACACGAUCUACUUUGUGCAAAUACUAGUGCAGAUACAGUAUGGUAGGAAGAUUGUUCAUUACGGAGUAAAACUUUUGUAAUUGUAUUUUUAGACAAUAAAAAAAACCCCAAUGCAAUCAGAUCUUUCUCUGCUUUUCCAUAUCUCUGUCGUUCUGUGUACUGGUACAAAUGAAGGGAGAGAAUAUCAAUAAAUCACCUGAUCUGUUGAUAGGCGGUAAAAUGGAAUAAAUGAACUCUCUUAC
Onychostoma macrolepis is the source of this 7840-nucleotide messenger RNA. It is a transcript of the gene cad, whose product is annotated as carbamoyl-phosphate synthetase 2, aspartate transcarbamylase, and dihydroorotase. The record is from RefSeq and is a predicted model, not a curated record. Gene Ontology annotation, molecular function: metal ion binding; aspartate carbamoyltransferase activity; amino acid binding. The coding region runs from base 351 to 7082 and encodes 2243 amino acids. Gene Ontology annotation, cellular component: carbamoyl-phosphate synthase complex; cytoplasm. Gene Ontology annotation, biological process: L-arginine biosynthetic process; 'de novo' pyrimidine nucleobase biosynthetic process; L-glutamine metabolic process. Lineage: Eukaryota; Metazoa; Chordata; Actinopteri; Cypriniformes; Cyprinidae. The transcript is spliced from 44 exons.